Messenger RNA from Cutaneotrichosporon cavernicola, 924 nucleotides. RefSeq lists its product as uncharacterized. Lineage: Eukaryota; Fungi; Basidiomycota; Tremellomycetes; Trichosporonales; Trichosporonaceae. The transcript is spliced from 2 exons. The record is from RefSeq and is a predicted model, not a curated record. The coding region runs from base 1 to 924 and encodes 307 amino acids.
AUGCCGAAGGCUCCGCGCGGUCUCUCCUCUGGCGCUAAGCCGCGGCGCUCGACGCGCGCUGCCCCCGUCGCUGACCCACCCACACUACCCCCCCACCCCCCCACGCAGCCGCAGCUGUCCCUUUGUCCCGUCGUCCCCGCCUGGGUUCGCCGUGACUGGUCCGACACUCCGCUUGACAUGCCCUCGUUUGUAGGCACGACGUGCCCCGCCAUGCAGCUCGACUGGGCUGCGCACAACGCCUCGGUCGCCAUCCACGACGUGUACACCUACUACGGCGGCGCGUGGGACACGGUGCGCGACCGCUCGCUCUGCGUGUACCUGGCGGUCUGCGAUGUUGUCCUCCAAAAGAAGCGUCAAGCGUCCAACGACCUCGGCGACGACCCGCUGCCGCCGUACCGCAAGUGGCUGGCCGCGCGCAAGGAUGACGUGCGCGACGUGGUUGCGCUCGCCCAGCGCGACUUUGUGCCGCUCGGCAUCGCGCUCGACUAUGGCGCGGCGUGUUCGCUGGCCCUCGCCGCGCUGCAGAUGGUGUAUGAGGAGGGUUACGACGCUGAGGGUGGCCCGACUAUUGAGGACGAAUAUCCGCCCCUCGACGUGCGUGCGUUCGGUGAGUUCCGUCCGCGCGCCGACAACAUUGCGCGGUACGGCCUGUUGGUGUGGAGCACCUCUGUUGGCAACGACUCCAACGAGGGAGGCGUCAAUGGCGAGCUGCGCGCUUGGAUCGAGAAGCACGGGUCGCUCGACGGCAUGUUUUCUUCCUUGGCCUCGCUAAAGGGCCUCCCGCCUUUCCCGCCCGGUACGCGCCCGCCGCCCCUCCCUGCCGCGGCCGACUGUGCAGGAUGGACUGUCUCAUAUCUCGAAGACCCGCCCGAGUUUGACGGCCCCCUGCCGUCCCUCGAGCAGCUCUGCACGCCCUCCCGUUGA